CUUUCCGAUCCGGGCCGAGCCGAGUGUAUUUUUUUUUUCAGCCUCCAAGGGGUCGCAGCGAGACCCGGAGCGACCGACGAGGAGACUUCAUCAUCAUCAUCAUCAUCCUUGACAACUCAACUCCACCGAACUUCGUACAGAAUAAAAUUUGUACCUCAACAACCAAGUUCAGUCAACUGACGAGGCUUAAAUCAAGAAUCGGUUCACCAUCGAUCUGAGGAGGACGAGGGACUGAAGACCGCAAGACUAAAAACGAACUCAAUAGUCAAAAAACAAAACAAAAGAACAACAACAAAAGAUGUUCGCUAUUCGACGAUCGAUUACCUCUCGGGCUGGCCUACCUCGUGCUGCCCAAUCAUUCCGAUUGCCCAGGAACACCCUCCCAGCUCAAACCUACGCUACCGAGGCUGCUCCUGGCUCCGGCUCAGAUGGUAAACUUCAGCUGUCCUUGGUCUUACCACACGAGACGAUUUACCAAUCCAGUGGGGUCACCCAGGUCAACAUCGCAGCCGAGUCUGGGGACAUGGGUGUCUUGGCCAACCACGUGGCCAGCAUCGAAAGCCUGAAGCCUGGCGUGGUUGAGGUAAUCGAAGGUCAAGGGGACUCUAAGAAAUGGUUUGUUUCUGGCGGCUUUGCCAAUGUCCACCCCAACAACCUCCUCACCAUCAACGCUGUUGAGGCCUACCCUCUAGACGCCUUUUCACCAGAGGCUGCUAGAUCUGCCCUUCAGGAAGCCCAACGAGCCUUGAGCACAGGUAGUGAGGUCCAAAAGGCCGAAGCAGCCAUUGAGGUAGAAGUGUUUGAAUCCUUAUUGGCCGCACUCAAGUAGUAGUAGGCUUACAUGGAUGACCAGACUCUCGGAUCACACCCACCUAGGCUACAGAAUAUACAUCAGGAUUUUCAGGUCAAAAGAGAAAGAAGAGGAAGGGGGAAAAGGAAAAGAGCGAAAAACUGAUAUUCGACUAGACUUGUGUGGGCGUAGACAGCCAGAUGAGUGUUGCAUCCAUCUAGUAGUCUAUAUACAUUUGGGAAUGAAAUCAUUUGUGUUUGUUUAUAUGCUUCUGAGUCUUCAAUCUUGUGCCUACACGCUUCGAUCAAUACACACCCACAUGUUCAUUCUAGAUCAUAUCCAUCGGAUCCCCGUUGGCCCUGGCUACUACUGCAUUUCUCGAGAGACCGUACCAGUCGGAAUCCAAUGAGGUUGAGAUGGAUCAGAUGAUUCGUGAUCAUGGACACCCACCCGCGCGACUGCUCGAUCGAUCGGACCCUCUCUCACAGCCCACGGAGCUCAUAUCCUCCUAUAGAGACUGGACAGACGGAUGAACCGUCGGUGAUGAAACGGUUUUGGCCAUCCAAACCAGCAGGGAGGGCGAAGAGUGACUCAGAUCCAAAGCCGGGCGAGAGCAAGCGGACAGGAAUAAAAAGAAGAAGAGCCAGUCAAGCGAUCGGUGCAGUGGGCGGGAUGGGUGUGUGGUGAGACAGGCUUGGGUGGUGUGCUGAUGAGUUGCAAGUGAGUAAAACUAUGGAUUUAGGAUGUAUGGAUCGAAGCCAACAGGGCCCCGGAGUGGAUUCGACGAUCUUCAACCAAACAUUACCCACACACACACACGCCUUCAGCAUUAUCAUCCCUCUAUCUCCCCUUCAACCAAGUCAUCCAUACACGGACAACAUCCACCCACGUCCAACCGCGAUUCAGAUGAAGAAGAAGAAGAAGAUCAAGAUCAAGAUCUUGGCGCUGCCUCUCCAACCGGGCUUGGUUCUACAUUCCAACAAUAUGUAACUCUAGUGAUUGGGAAGUUGGGGUGCGAUCAACUGAAACGAGAACAACGAUGGUAGGUAAGAGAAAUCAGAUGACUUGGAUCCAAGUGCAAUUGUUCAGCUAGAAAGAGAGACAGAGACGGAGAGGAUUGGAGAAAUUCGUAGGAGAAUAUAUAUAGAAGUAGAAAUAAAGGUUUAAUGAUGUAUAACACAUGAUCGAAGAUGAAUGAUAUGAUGGAUGUAAUGAUUGCUAUAAUAUAAUAUCAUCGGUGUAAGCCAAACAAGAAGCUGCUUAUUUGCAUAUCUAUGGAGUUGUACGUUUACAUAAAUCAGAGUGAUGACAAGUUUCCAGUUGAAAAACCUUGUUG
Puccinia graminis f. sp. tritici CRL 75-36-700-3 is the source of this 2126-nucleotide messenger RNA. Its product is annotated as ATP synthase F1, epsilon subunit. Lineage: Eukaryota; Fungi; Basidiomycota; Pucciniomycetes; Pucciniales; Pucciniaceae. Gene Ontology annotation, molecular function: proton-transporting ATP synthase activity, rotational mechanism. Bases 299 to 829 code for a protein of 176 amino acids. The transcript is spliced from 5 exons. Gene Ontology annotation, biological process: proton motive force-driven ATP synthesis. The record is from RefSeq and is a predicted model, not a curated record.